UUUUAAUCCGCUGGAAGUUUAAUUAUCGUAUGAAUCCUUGAAUUUUCCAUUGAAAGGUUGGGAAACUAAACAGUUCAAGGCACGCUGAUAUUUAAGCUUCAGCUUGAAAAUUUCAGUUUUUAUUGACUGUGAACGUUUUAAGCUUUGGGUUAAUUUCUUAUCCACUGGUUGGGUCCUCAGAAGGAUCCAAUUUUAAAUUUUCUCACUUAGAUUGACUACUUCAUGUCAGUAGAAAGGUCAUUAGAAGCCUGGGAAGAGGUCCAACGCCAUGGACAGGACCUUGCCGAUAGGAUAGCUCAAGGUUUCACUGGCUUAAUCCAUUCCCACAUGAACCCACCUUCCUUUUCAUGGCCAACCCCUCCAAAACCCAUGCUUUUCGACCUGGAAUUCGCCUCCCAAUCCUUUGUCAAAAAGGAUUUUGGCCUUCCCAUUGACAAGUCAACCAUUUUCGACAUCGGUGAUAUCGGGAACACGAUCGGCCGAGUCGGGGCUGAUUUCAGUGCAGGCUUGAAUGGGCUAGUGCAGCAGUUCUUCAGGAGUUUGCCCAUCCCCUUUCGCGCCGAGGAGAGGACGGUUUUUCCGGUUAGAGGUGAUAUGAUUUUAAAACGGCAGAAGGCUGAGGUAGGUGGCAAUGAUAUGGAGGGUUGGGUGGGGUUUUCAGAUCCAUAUAAGGAUUUCGGGUUCGUCGAAAAGGAGAGUGGUUCGGAUGGAGUUGAGGAUGAAGAGGUUUCAGGGUUCAAUUUGAAGUCUGCUGGAUUACUUGGGAGACCUCAGCAGGGGAUGAUAAAUAUUACCUCAACGUAUGAGAGUAGAACACGAAAUUUAGAAAGUUCUUUGGUUGCAAGGGGAGACCUAUGGAGAGUGGAGGCAUCGAAUGGAAGUUCUACAUCAGGGAGUGACAACUCUUUGUUUCUUCUUCAGCUUGGACCAGUACUUUUCGUCAGGGACACUACACUUCUUUUACCAGUUCAUCUAUCAAAGCAACAUUUGCUUUGGUACGGCUAUGAUAGGAAGAAUGGAAUGCAUUCUCUUUGUCCAGCAAUAUGGUCAAAGCAUAGGAGAUGGCUAUUAAUGUCAAUGCUCUGUCUUAAGCCUUUAGCCUGUUCAUUUGUAGAUUUGCAAUUUCCAAAUGGACAGUUCACGUAUGUAUCUGGCGAGGGGCUAACAACAAGUGCUUUCCUACCUCUUUGUGGGGGACUUCUUCAGGCACAGGGGCAAUAUCCAGGAGAAAUGAGAUAUAGCUUCUCCUGCAAGAAUAAGUGGGGAACCCGUAUUACACCAAUGGUGCAAUUGCCAGACAAAUCAUUUACGCUGGGUCUUUCACAAGCCUUGGCUUGGAAGCAAUCGGGGCUCAUGAUGAGGCCAUCCAUUCAAUUUAGUUUGUUUCCAACGUUUGGUGGAAGUAAUCCGGGGUUGCGAACUGAAAUUAUGCACACGGUGAAGGAGGAUCUCAAUCUGAUUUGUGGUUGUGCUCUGACGACACAUCCUUCUGCGUUUGCAUCAAUAUCGUUUGGACGCUCUAAGUGGAAUGGAAAUGUCGGGAAGUCAGGGAUAGUAGUAAGAGUCAACACACCACUUUCCAAUGUUGGCCGCCCUUCAUUUUCUGUUCAGAUAAACAACGCCAUUGAGUUCUGAUCGUUUGACUUCCAAAGCCUGCCGUUGAAGUGUAUAUAGAGCCCCGGUGCGCCUAAAAUAAGUGAUACAUGUGAAUAUCGGAAUGCUACUUGUGUUAUUACCGUAUUAGAUCUCAGAUCCAACUUUGGAGAUUCAUGGUCUUUUCUGGAUGGUUUUUGCCAGAGAUCAGGUCAACAAAUUUUGGUUUCUGUUUCUGUUUUAGCCUUUCAUUUGUUAUAGAUCUAGAUGUACCAUAUACCUGAA
Molecule: messenger RNA, 1878 nt
Organism: Hibiscus syriacus
Lineage: Eukaryota; Viridiplantae; Streptophyta; Magnoliopsida; Malvales; Malvaceae
Exons: 7
Coding region: 223-1635 (470 amino acids)
Source: RefSeq, a predicted model, not a curated record